Ostrinia furnacalis (Asian corn borer) is the source of this 2477-nucleotide messenger RNA. RefSeq lists its product as uncharacterized. NCBI's taxonomy places the organism in Eukaryota, Metazoa, Arthropoda, Insecta, Lepidoptera, Crambidae. The transcript is spliced from 2 exons. Bases 35 to 298 code for a protein of 87 amino acids. The record is from RefSeq and is a predicted model, not a curated record.
CCAUCAUCAUCAUCAUCAUCAUCAUCAGGUGGUGAUGACGAGGCAGCCGUCGCGAGGGCAUCACGCUGCUGUCCAUCACGCACCGGCCCAGUGUCUGGAAAUACCACACGCACGUGCUAGAGUUCGACGGCGCCGGCGGCUGGUCGUUCCGGCCGCUCGACCGCCUCGCCGCCGCCGCGCCCGCCGUCGCCAUCGCCGACUACACGCACGCCGCCACCGCUACCGCCACCGCCACCGCUACCGCCACCGCCACCGCCGCCACCGCUACCGUCACCGCCGCCGCGCCGCAGGAGGCUGAUAGAGCGAUCGCUGUGCAGAAUUAGCAAAACAUACUUUACUAGCUGUGCCCGCGACUUCGUACGCGUGAAAACCCGUUUUCGCAACAUUUUUCAUUAUUGCUCUGCUCCUAUUGAUCGUAGCGUGAUAUUGUAUAGCCUAUAGCCUUCGCCGAUAAAUGGGCUAUCUAACACUGAAAGAAUUUUUCAAAUCGGACCAGUAGUUCCGGAGAUUAGCGCGUUCAAGUAAACAAACAAACAAACUCUUCAGCUUUAUAAUAUUAGUAAGUAUAGAUUUGCAGAGUGGCGUACAUGGGCAGCAUUGCUGUAGUAAAAACAUUUUAUUUGCUGUGACACGAUGUACAUUCACUUUUUAAAGGCUGAUUUACACGUAUUAAGUAGAUAAGUAGAUAACUAUGGUACUUCCUGUCAAGUUGGUGGGCGGGGCUUGUCCUUUGACACGUUUUGACAAACACUUUCAUAGUAAACAAGAGCUUGACGUUUGGAAUUAAGUUAAAAUUUAGUUACGCUGCAAAUUGAUCACAUAAAAUUAAGUUAAAGUUAAAUACUUAACUACUUAAUACGUGUAAAUCAGCCUUUAGAGGCAAUACCAACAUUUUCGUCAAUAAAUCGUUGGUUAUCACCACUAAACAAAAAAUCAAAUGCUGAGUUGAAUGCUAUAAAAGUAAAUAAAAAGAAAACGAAAUAAAUUUAGUCAGUUUUGCAUCUAACCCGGCGCAUUAGACUACAUUUUUGUAGCUUAAUCUACAACUAAAUAUUACGGCCAUUUUUAUAGCAAAACUCACAUUUCUUACAACCACAUGCGACACAGUGUUUUUCUUAACAUGCUGUCGUUUAUACCACUCGAUUUCCACCAAGCAAGUCACAUCACUGGAGUCAGCCUUAGAGCUGCUAUUGACGUAUGUGACAUGACUGUACCAACUGAACUAAACGAAAACAAUAUGAAAAAUUUUUCAUAAAAUUUCUUCAGUACAAUGUACAAAUUUUUUUCGACCGGUAACUUUUAUCGGACGAACAAAAAUGUGUACUAAUUACACACAAACGAGUUAUUUCGUUACCUAGUGACAAAAUUUAAAAACCAACGUUUCAUAGUUUGAAGUAGAGUCACAAUCAGCAAGAAAACUAAUACGUCAUAAUUAUCAUCAUUUUACAAUAAAGAGUGAUUACCUCUUUCAUCUAUCAUGAGAUGACGCAGGCCGUCAAAUUAUAUAUUUAUAUUAUAAUAUUAUCGGUGAGAAUUACAAAAUUACACUUUUACUAUACUUAGCAUCACAAAGUAGGCGACACACCAUCCAAAAUAGGAGAUUUUCAAUAAACUUUUCAUGUGAUAUAAUGAAACAAAAAAUCGUAGCAAUAUAGUAAGUUACCAUUAUUAGAAUCGGCGAGGAACGCGUGUUAAAGUUAGGCCUUAUGGUGAGUCCAGGAUAUGUUAACACGUUAUAAAAUACAGUUAUGUUAUAUAACAAAAGUUAAAUAACAUGUAACAUAAUUUGGACGCACCCUUACGUAUACGACGCACAAGUAGCGACCUUAAAGGAAUUAGUGAUGUACACUACGAUUUUAUGUAACGUUAGUGAUGACGUACACUACAAUUUAUGUAACGUAGAUGACGUUUUAUGUAACGUUACUGCACGUUGGAUUAAAAUAAGAUUUUUAUAAGGAAUAUAGUACCAGGAACCACGACACCAGUAGUAAAUGUAGUGAUUAUUAUUAUGUAGUUUUUGAUUCGAAUCAGAAAUUUGACAUUUAGAACUGUCAUUGCUAUGUGUGAUGUGAUACGACUGUUCAAUUUAUAUGAUUUUUAUUAUUACAAUUUGAAAUAAUGCAAAUGAAAAUGUGAUUUCCAGUUAUUUACUUGAUUUUUAUUUUAUUUGAAUUAUAUGUUAACUGUGUAAUGUCAUUUUUUACUUGUAAUGGCAACAUUGCUUCUGUCAAUUACUGAUUUGAAUCGUAAGCUAGAGUUUAGUUAAUUAAUAUUAAGUGAUGAAAUUUUCUCUUUUAUGAGAUUAUCAAAUGGCUGUUGAUGACUUUUAUUAUUGUGAUUUAUUUUCUUCGUAAAUGUUUUAUUGUACUUGUGAUUAUAACAUAUCGGAGAUCGUAUGGAUAUAGUUUUUUAUUUUAUUUAUUUUCUACUUUCGCUAAAGCGUGUAUAGUGUAAAUACGUUAGUGUAAAGAGAGGUU